CCGCCCUGCGGGGCUCCCGCUCGAUGCUGAUUCUCGAAGAAGAAGAAGAAGAAGAAGCGCCUGAUUCGUCUUCAAUUAGUUGCGGAAUUAUUGCUCUUGCACCCAAUCCAUCGAGCUUCUUCCUACGCGAUACCGGCCUCAUUGUCCCAACUCCUUCGCGAGUGCUUUUCUGGCACCCAGGUCACCAUUGGCCUGAAUCUCGGUCCUCACACUUGUUUUGCUGCUAUCGAGAUCGCGAAUCUCUGUGGAUCUCGCUCUGCAGCGCUGCAUAGUUCUCGGCUUGCAUCCUUUAAUUGCGAAAUUGGACCUCGCGUGACCUGCGGGACGUGGCCGUGGUCGUCAGUCUCUUUAGCCUCACGGUCGUUUCGUCGUGGAGGUUUGGGUGGCGCAUUUUCCUCUGCACGAUUGGAUUUGGUGUAUACUGUCGAGGAAUAUGCGCGAACUGCGAGUGGAAAGCUCUGGAUGUUUGUUCACUUUAUUUCAAUCUUCAGUUAAUUUUGAUCCAAUUCCUCUAACCAUAGUUCUGAAGUGAAGAAUGCUGUCACUUCAGUGUUUCAGAUUGUUAUUGAAUGUUUUUUCGGGGUUUGCGCAAGUUUUUGCUUCGACCAUGCUGAAGAACUGCUCUGAUGCGUGCUUGAGCUCUACAUUAUGACGCUCUUCAAAUGACAUUCUUGUUUCACUAUGAUUUGAUUUUACUGGUCACUGUGGAUUGGCCACGCCGACUAUUAUCAGCGACAUUUUAAUAUUUAUUGAUUUCGCCUCUCUAAUGCGAGUAUCUUCAAAAUCCUACUAUGUUCCGACCACCUUGACGAGAAUUAAAACCUCACGAAGGGUUAAGGAAUUAUCGAGACGGGCGUGCUUUGAGAACUGUAUUUCUGAGACAACUAUUGUUUACAGAAGUUGGUUGGGAUUUAGAUCUUGUUCUUGCGCACACUUAGAUCGAAAAAUUCUGCGACGUGAUUUGAUACAACAUGAUCGAAGGAUUGUCGCCCGCACAGACGGGCACGCUGACAGUGAUAAACCAAUGUGCCUCUGCACUCUCUUUUAUUGGGACAUUCUUCAUUGUUAUGUGUUAUGUCCUCUUCAAGGAUCUUCGGUCGUUUGCAUUCAAGCUUGUUUUCUACCUUUCACUAUCUGACAUGCUGGCCAGCCUCUUCAACAUGUUAGGGAACCCGGGCGAGGGAUUUCUAUGUUAUGCUCAAGGCUACAGUUCCCAAUUCUUUUCCAUUGCAUCAUUUUUGUGGACGACGACUAUAUCCUUCACUCUGCAUCGCGCAGCUGUGAAGCACAAAACUGAUGUUGAGGGAUUUGGCGCUAUUUUCCACGCCUAUGUUUGGGGCACAUCAUUGGUGAUGACCAUCAUACCGUUGAUCGGCAACGAUUAUGGACCUGCGGGGGCUUGGUGCUGGGUUCAAUCUGAAACAACUGCAGGGAAGGUGCUUCGUUUCAUGACAUUCUAUUUGCCUUUGUGGGGAGCCAUUCUCUUUAACGGCAUUGCUUACUUCCAAAUUAUCCGAGUUAUCAACAAUGCAACUAGCAUGGCGGCGGAAUUGUCUGAUAGGCAGCUACAAGUUCAAACGAGAGUUGACAUGAAGGCUUUGAAUCGAUAUGGAUACUACCCACUCAUACUCAUUGGCUCGUUUACUUUUGGAACCAUUAAUCGCAUCUAUGGUUUUGUGGAGGCCCAUCAUCCACUCUUUUGGCUUUAUUGUCUUGAUAUAGCCUCUGCCUCCUUGAUGGGUUUCUUCAAUUCCAUAGCUUACGGCUACAACAACUCAGUUCGUCGCGUUUUACGAGAGAGAUUGGACUUGGUGUGGCCCGAGAAGUAUCGGUGGUGGACAUCCGGAUUUACAAGACUAAAUAAUUCGAGCGAGGCUGAGAUGGUCCCUCUGGAAGCUGAUCAAGGCCCAUAAGUUGUGUCACUGGCCAUUUACCAUCCAAAAUUUGAGGUCUUUGCCUGACCUUGACACGAAAUUUCAAGUGCAGGAAUGUAAUACGCGGGACUUCGGCGAUGGUGUACGAUUAUUUUGAGUUUUUAUCAUCAUCUAGCUUUUAGACUGUUCAAUAAAUUGUUGGCCGGCACUUUCCUGAGCAGCAGAGAAUUAGAAUCUAGCAAAAGCAGAGUACUCACCUUUGACUCGAUAGUGAUAGGAUAGACUCGAGGGUGCCACUGCUUUAAUAUGGUGGCAAAUGUCUGCAAGGUGACCAUAUGACAUAGACAUGUGUGGCUUUCUGCACAGUUUUUGGAAUGAGAAUAGUUCCCUUCCUUUGGGUGUGGUUAUUAUUCCCAAUAACUACCUUUGUACAUCGACACAUUUAAUCUAAGAUCUAUAAAAAGCGUCGGCGGAAUCUGCUAUAUUUUGAGACGCGGUAACGAUAAA
Physcomitrium patens is the source of this 2381-nucleotide messenger RNA. Lineage: Eukaryota; Viridiplantae; Streptophyta; Bryopsida; Funariales; Funariaceae. The record is from RefSeq and is a predicted model, not a curated record.